GCUGGCUCAGAGGUGAUGUCAUGGGGAGAGCUGGCCAGCUGGGCUGAUGCUGGCAGGAGCCCUGAGUGCACUGAGUGAGUGAGUAGCGCUGGGAGCGCCAGACAGAGCAGGUGUUGGGGCAUGUUACAUAAGCCAGGAGAGGGCCACGUGUUGUUUGUUUGUGCUCUGAGACACCUCAUCGAACUUGUCAGAAAUCAGACAUCGCUUCUGCGAAGAAAACUGAAAUACUGAAAAAAACAGAAGAAUCAUCCUGGAUCAGCCCAGCCGCUCAAAUAUGUUCAUCACACAACAUGGCACCGAGGAAGCUGCCAGCCACGCUCCGUUCCCUGCCUGCCGAAGGACCUCGAGCACCAUGACUCUGGCCGCGUACAAAGAGAAGAUGAAGGAGCUCCCCCUCGUCUCCUUGUUCUGCUCCUGCUUCCUGGCUGACCCCUUGAACAAACCCGUGUAUAAAUAUGAAGCAGACACAGUCGACCUCACCUGGUGCGUCAUUUCGGACAUGGAGGUCAUCGAGCUGAACAAGCGCACCUCGGGCCAGUCCUUCGAGGUGAUCCUAAAGCCGCCCUCCUUCGACGGGAUCCCCGAGUUCAACGCCUCCCUGCCCCGGCGGCGUGACCCCUCGCUGGAGGAGAUCCAGAAGAAGCUGGAGGCGGCCGAGGAGCGGCGGAAGUACCAGGAAGCGGAGCUCCUGAAGCACCUGGCGGAGAAGCGGGAGCACGAGCGGGAGGUCAUCCAGAAAGCCAUCGAGGAGAACAACAACUUCAUCAAGGCGGCCAAGGAGAAGCUGGCACAGAAGAUGGAGUCCAACAAAGAGAACCGGGAGGCCCACUUAGCUGCCAUGCUGGAACGCCUGCAGGAGAAGGACAAACACGCGGAAGAAGUGCGGAAAAACAAGGAGCUCAAGGAAGAGGCCUCCAGGUAGAGAGGCCGGGACGGUGGCGAUUUGGACUGACAGCGCCGGUGAAGCUUUGCGGCCGAUGACGGGACAUUCCUCUGCUUGCUUUGUGUGUGAAUGUAAAGAGUUGACCAGUGAAGCCAUCCUAUUUGUUUUGGGGGUGGGUGGGGGAUGGGGAGGAGGCAGAUGGGGCGGGGAGGUGUUGGUUGGCGGGAGGACAGGAAGGGAAUAGACACACCCCGCUUGGGAAGUCUACACCCUCCCCAUGGUUUCAUUUUUACUUCCUCACCAUGCGUGUCUACGACAGAAUCCAAAGGGUCGGUGAUGCUGGUGGCCAGGGGGUGGGAGAGGCAUGUGCAGCGCGGGUGACUUUAAUUUGGGGCUAAGUGCCAAGCGGACGGGCUGCCCGGCCGGCAUCGCUCUGUAACGGUGGGCAGGGAAGUCGUCUCUCGGGGUGCGUGUCGUCUGUUCUGUGUUUUGCCAUGAACUUUGGUCAUCAAUACAAACGAAACAUCUCCUCUCCGCGUCUCGUUCUUCUUUCUGUCUCUCACAGCGGGCCUGUCGGGGGCCUGGCGCUGCUGCUGCUUCUUCCCAGAGGCUCUUGUCAGCUUUGGGAAACGGUUCCUGGCCAGCAAUUCAGUAUUGUCUGGCAUAAUGAGGAGGGUUCGCUUCCUCUUCCCCUGCCCCGCAUGAGAACCCAUUGCUUCCUCAAAUGGUGUUAUCCGGCUGUAGGAGACUUGGUUGGCUGCCGUGGCGUUCGAAAGACCCUGCGACCGCACUAAGCGUGAGGAUUUGUCAGACGCAGCCCGGGACGUAGCUUCUAAUGCGAUUCCCUUUGGCUGGAAGCAGCAGAAAAUCUCUGCAUUCUGGAGGCAGGAAAGCGGCGUGGGGCAGGAGGCGCUGGAGCUGGGGCGGCUGGUGGACGAGACAGUCGGGGGUGGGUGAUGCAGAGGGAAUCCAGCGCAGGGCAGUGGAAGGGACGGUGAUGCCAGGAGGACUAGCGAAGAGGAGGCCAGAUAAUAAAGCCAGGGAAGAUGGGGGGGGUCAGGUCCCAUUGGAAGCUGUGACUACCUCUGUCCAUGGGGAAUUGCUGCUAAUGCCAGUCAAGCAAGUGACGUCCCAAAGGGAAGUGAGAAAAAACCGAAGCUAUUCAGAACGGUGUCGUCCCAGCGGGACUGUGGACUGGGAUCCCCGAGGAGAUGGCGGAGGCUUCCUUGUUACAGGGUCUGCAGGGCAUGUGGAAAGGGGUCACCUCCAGCUCACAGGGCCGGGUGGCACUGACAGCCUCCGGGGUUCCUCGCCCCACAGCUCCCAUUGACCGGCCUUCUCACUCCUGGAGAAAGCAGGGAGGCUGAGGGGGCGUCCGUCCAGCUCGAAGCCAAAAGGCAGCAAGCCAGGACUAAGGAUGUUACGUGUCAGGUAACUGACUCAUCGAAUAGUCGAUGCAUUUUUGCAUCGACUAUUCGAUGAGUCGAGAGGGCGCCUCCGCCUUUGAAGUGUAACAACAGCCCUAGGCCCUAGGCUGUUGCUACGCUUCGAAGGCGAAAGUGCCAAAGCCGGAGGUCAGCUAGAGAGUCCCCGCUGCUCCCGGGCUUCACCUGGCAUUUCAAAGCGGCAGCACCAUGCAGAGCCCGGGGUCAGCU
Messenger RNA from Pelodiscus sinensis (Chinese soft-shelled turtle), 2538 nucleotides. It is a transcript of the gene STMN4, whose product is annotated as stathmin 4. NCBI's taxonomy places the organism in Eukaryota, Metazoa, Chordata, Testudines, Trionychidae. Gene Ontology annotation, cellular component: neuron projection; cytoplasm. Gene Ontology annotation, biological process: regulation of microtubule polymerization or depolymerization; neuron projection development; microtubule depolymerization. Gene Ontology annotation, molecular function: tubulin binding. The record is from RefSeq and is a predicted model, not a curated record.